Solenopsis invicta (red fire ant) is the source of this 1846-nucleotide messenger RNA. RefSeq lists its product as uncharacterized. The transcript is spliced from 8 exons. The record is from RefSeq and is a predicted model, not a curated record. The coding region runs from base 30 to 1679 and encodes 549 amino acids. NCBI's taxonomy places the organism in Eukaryota, Metazoa, Arthropoda, Insecta, Hymenoptera, Formicidae.
AGUGCGUUCAAGGACGACCAGAUUAAGAAAUGUUAAAUACCGAAAUGAUGAGGUUCAUUACGGCAAUUGUUGUCAUUACUCUCUUGGAUAUAGCAGCGUGCAACCAAGAUUUCGGCAGUCACUUCUUCGAAAAUACGGAUCCUGAUCAUUCACAAUCGGAUUUGAAUACGUAUUUGACGACUAUCAACACUCAACAAUCGUUUCAAAAAUCUCAAAGCUCCCAGUCAGAAUCAAACUCUCAACAAAAUGACAUAAAGAAUUACCAAGUCCAACAACCGUCAACGAUUUUAACCCCGCCGAAACUCAAUUAUUCACGUCAGUUUUUCUCACCGACCAGUCAAAAACCAUUUCGUUCAGUCUUCAGAAGUGGUAGACAAUUAGGUGGAGCUAUAGGUGGGAUUAAAGCCGUUUCGAUACCAGCUGGAUACACCGGAGCUAGCGUGUCUCCAGAAGAACGUGAUAAUCUUUAUAGCCCUGAGUUACGUAUUUUUGACAAAAGUCUGCUUGCUGGACCAGCCUUGGCCUCAGGGUUUGUCUCACAAUCAGAUGAUCUCAAUCAUCCGCCGCAUGUUCAUAGCAUUGAUGUAGAAUGCAGUAAAACCAUGAUGACAAUUAAUAUCGAAUUUAACCGCGUUUUUGACGGCAUUAUUUAUUCUAAGGGAUAUUACACAAAUCCGGAAUGUAUCCACGUAAAACCGAAUUCUGGCUUAAUACAAUACUCUUUCACUCUAAAUAUAAACUCCUGUGGAACUCAAUUUAUCAACGAUUUCGAGGGUGCAGCUGGUCAAGCGUAUUUGGAAAAUGUCCUCGUUUUACAAAAUGAAGUGGGUAUACAAGAAGUCUGGGAUGCAAUUCGAAGAGUACGAUGUCUCUGGGAAGGGAACAUCAAUAAGACGCUAACGGUGAAUCUCUCAGUAGAUAUGUUGAAUCAGGAGAUCGUUACCUUUAGUGGCGAUACUGCGAUAGCCAAACUAGAUAUUCAAAUAGGUAAAGGACCUUUUGCAUCAGCUGCCGAUGGACUCGUAAAGAUAGGAGAAACAAUGACCUUAGUAGUUUCCGUGGAGGGUGAUCCUGGUUUUGAUCUUCAGGUCCGCGAUUGUUUGGCGCGAGAUGAAGCUUCGACCAAUAUGCUGCAGCUCACCGACGAAAGAGGAUGCAUUUUAAAGCCAAAGUUGUUCGGUGCUUUCCAAAAGACAAAAGAUACCGGCAAUACAGGCGCUUCUAUUAUCGCUUACGCGUUCUUCCAGGCUUUCAAAUUCCCCGAUGUUAUGGAUCUAUUCAUCGAAUGUAAUGUCGAACUGUGUAAAACUAAUUGCGAAUCUUGUCCGGAAGCAAAUCAACAAAUCGAACCAGGAAGACGUCGUCGAUCGAUAACAUAUACACCAUCUUUAAAUAACACGACGAAUUCAGUAUUGUUAUCGGAUCCAUUUCGUGUUGGACGACAUUUCAAAGUGAUUUUAUUAGAUGACUUAAGCACAGCAUCUAAUUACAUUCUCAGUAAUUUGGAGAAAAGAGCUAUCAAGACGUUAACAAAAACAAAAGAAGUUUGCAUGAGCGACAAAGAAUUUUACAUAAUCUUCUCUCUUACAUUGAGCAUACUUUUCAUCGCAAUUAUAAGUGUGAUUAUGUUAUAUGUUAAAUUACAAUGGAUCCAGAAAUCGAAAUUUGUGGAUUUAUAAGAUAGUAUUACUUUUGCAAUAUUUAUUAUCAUAAUAAGACCAAAAAAAGAAUAGUGUAGAAGACUAUGAAAGCAUGCCUAAAAUUAUAUAAUAGCUCAAGCUAAAAAACUAUUAAUUUAUGACCGUGGCCUCGUAAUUAUUCAACCGCAAAGAAAAUGUUAAAAUUU